Molecule: messenger RNA, 507 nt
Organism: Culex quinquefasciatus (southern house mosquito)
Lineage: Eukaryota; Metazoa; Arthropoda; Insecta; Diptera; Culicidae
Exons: 2
Coding region: 37-465 (142 amino acids)
Molecular function (GO): odorant binding
Source: RefSeq, a predicted model, not a curated record
CUUUCUCUAGGUCAGUCCGUAAUCAAUAGUCGUACGAUGAAGUUCUGCGCACCCAUUUUACUUGCGAUCGCUUUGAUCAUACCCAACUCGCUCGCAGACGAGCCAAUCUCCAAGGAGCAAAAGGUGAAAAUUGCGCAAACUUGCUUCAAGCUGCUGCGCACUUCGGCGGAAGUUCGUGAGCGGUUCUCCAGAAUGCAGUUCAGUGACGACGAUGGACAGGAUAUGACCUGUAUGAUCCGGUGUGGUGGGAUUGUGUCCGGAAUGUACGACGAUGAAGCUGGGUGGAAUUUGGAUAUGGCAGUGAGGCAGGCCCAAGGGAAGACUGGUGUCGAGCAGUACAGGGAAGCGUUUGGAAGAUGUGCUGGAGAGGUUCAGCCGGAGCAGUACGGGGAAGAUUAUUGUAGGAAGAGUUAUUUGCAGUUUCGAUGUGGAAUGAGGGCGUGGAAGGAUCAUAUCAAAGAUUAAGGUUUGAAUAAAAAAUAAAACUUAAAUGGUUUGAAAAUUUUA